AAUCCACCCAUCAACAGGUAUAAUUUACACCCAGCCCUGGGCUACGUUAGAUGCCGAAGUGAACUCCAAGUACAAUUUCUAUGUGAAGGCAGAGGACACGGAUGGGAAGUACAGCUUGGCUGAAGUGUUCAUUACAGUCCUGGAUGUCAAUGACCACUCUCCAGAGUUCAACGAGAACAUCCAGGAAAAGACCAUGAUCAUCGGGUCACCAGUGAAGAUAGAGGCCAUAGAUCAAGAUGCAGAGGAACCCAACAACAUUGUUGAUUAUUCCAUCAUGCAAGCAGAUCCAGCCAACGUGUUUGAUAUAGACCAGAGCACCGGGGAAAUCAAGCUGAAAUCCUACAUCCGUUCUCUGGACAUCAUCCACAACAUCACCAGGAACAAGGACUGCAUCUGGUCGCUGGUGGUGCAGGCCAAAGACCGGGGCUCCCCUUCCUUCAGUACCACUGCAGUUCUGAAGAUCGAUAUCACGGAGGAG
Tinamus guttatus (white-throated tinamou) is the source of this 478-nucleotide messenger RNA. The record is from RefSeq and is a predicted model, not a curated record. Lineage: Eukaryota; Metazoa; Chordata; Aves; Tinamiformes; Tinamidae.